UAUUGCGUAGCGAUACGAACUUGAAUUUAGAUAUUUUGAUUUGAUACAAACCGUUUGUUUCAUAGAGAUUUUGGCGUAACUCUAACUUCAUUUAGUCAGAUCUUGCAUCUGAUUUUGAACUUAAAACAUGUUUUCUGUAUAGAAUAGUUAUUUAGAAUACAGGAGUCAGACAUGCGAUGUAUAUAUCAGUACCGGAGAGGCUAGCAAACAAAUAUGUCAAAAGAAAUAAGAAAAAAACACUGUUAUCUAAACAGUGUGACCUAAAGACGUUACAAUAAAUGGCUCAGCAGAUACUGCAUCAGCAACAGCUUAAAAAUGCAAAAUACAGAAGCUGGGUAAAAGCCGGUCUUUCCCUGAAAUAUCUUAAGGAAGGACUUGAAAUAUUUUCAGAAGAUGUUGUCAAACAGCAACAUGUUUACUUACUCAAUGCUUCUAAGCAAACGCACAACUUGUCGGCAGUAAACUGCAACUGUUGCAGCUUGAGGACCCUUCAGCCGGACCAUGUUCGGACUAAAAGCAGACAGUGUCCGUUGGGUCAAGUUAAUUGCAAUUGCCAGUUUCCAGGCGGAAAAGUUGCGUGUCCAAACAAUGUUUGUGGUGCACUAUAUGACCAAAUAAUCAUAAAUCAUGCUUCCACUCCUCCAGCUCCUUUCUGGAAAAAUACCCAUGUGCAGAACUGGAGCACUGAUGAAUGGGCAGUUGCAAAAUGCUAUAUCAAUGCCCCUGGAUAUGCAACCAAAACAAAUGCAACAGAUAUUGACUGCACGGGGUUGCUACACCUCUUCAUUAAUAGCAAAUAUCUGCAGACGAAAAUCCAGUGUAAGAUAACGGGACAGGAUGUUUUCUCAAAGACAAGAUCUGCAAGGAACAGCAUCUAUCAUUCCAGUUCUUUGGAGAUGGAGGAAACUGAAGUUAAUGAUAUUAUUAACAAUAUGAUUGCUGUUCUAGAAGAUGGCAAAGAGUUCCUAAAUAGACCUGAAUCUAAAGCUGCUGUUAAAAAGUUAAAAGAGCUCAAGAAUUCUGAUUUUGUAAUAUCUACACUGAGUGAAGCAGAGACUAUAAAAGAUGCAAUCGCAGAAAUUGAUCUAAAAGAAAGUGAGUUAAAAGAGAUUAUUCACGAUGCGACCGACACAAUCAAGUUAACUGAGACAAAAACAUUGCAAACACUUCAAUUAAGGGGCAAAGAACUGGAACAUAAAGCAAAAGAAAACUUGGAUAUUAUUCAGAAAGCUGCUAGUGGCAUAACACCACGUAUAGAAGUCGAAAUAGAUACAGCUGCAGAAAAAAUUAAAGCAGAGGCACGAGAAAGUAUGGAGAAUUUAGAAACAACAAUCGUAAAACGUAAAGCCGAAACCUGUGCUGAAAUUGAACAGGUGAAGAAAGUUGCCAUUGAAGAUAUCAAAAAUAUCACAGACGAUUUCUCACGAAAAGUGGAAGCAUCUGAGUCGGAUAUGUCGAACAGAAUUAAGCGAAUUGAGAAGCAAUUUGUUGACACUCGCGACGAAAUCGACAGACUGAAGAAUAUGCGUUCACAACAACAAGCACGAUUAGCGUAUGUUCAAAGCAAGGGAGAUCUGAAGAAAUGCCUAAUAGAAAUGUAUACUGAAAAUGUAGUGAAAGUUUCGCCAGUGCUGCUACAGCCUGAACUCAAAGACGCAGAUGUCAACCAGCUUUACGUUGAUCCUAUCAUAGAAGUCGAACCUAAAAGGAAAAAUGAAACACUUAAACAAACUAAACAAAUUUCAUCAUAUAAGCAAGUAUUUAAUGAGGACAAACGGCAGAUGAGAUUGAUAUAUCUCAUCGGCGAGGCUGGAACUGGAAAAAGUACAUUCUGCAUAAAUAUGAUCCACAACUGGUGUUUGGCGCAUUCUAACCAAUAUGCUCAAGAAUCAGAAAACAUACAGGAAAUGAAAAAGUUUCAGUUUUUGUUUUACAUAACUCUUCGCCACUGCACUGAAACAAACUAUAUUGAAACAAUGGUCAGAACCCAUUAUGCUGAUCCUGUUAUUAAAACCAUACUGGAAAAAGAAGCACAAGAGUGCCUGAUAUUGUUAGACGGUCUAGACGAAUGGACUCCAACAUCUCAUCAGAACACUGGUUCGCAGUUCCAGACCAAAGACCUUCCGAUACGAGAUCUACUUACACCUUACACAAUCAUAACUACUUCAAGACCUUGGAAAUUUGAAUCCCUUGGCAUUCAAAGUACCGAGAUUCAUCAUAAACUGCGAUUGCGCGGAGUGAAUGACAUUGGAACAAUGACAGAAAGAACAGUGAAUGAGUUAAAUAAAAUGUUUCAAACAAACAAAAAUAAAGCUGAUUUUGAAAACGACCUUUCAGAAUGUAGUUUUGAAGACGACAUGAGGCGUAUGCCGAUGGUGUUACGGCAACUUAUUUGUCUUUGGUUCGAUGGAAAACUGAGCAGUUUCGGCAAAACCGAAAUAUACAGUAAUAUUUUGAGUCUUCAUUUUGAAUGGGCGAAUCAGCGGCAUAACAAUGACGAGAUAUUUGGAUAUAUGAGAGAGAAAUCUGCGAAUUUAGAGAACGUAAUCAUCCCUGAUCCAUGUAUCCGCACAGAGCUAUGUCAAGAGUUUAAAUAUGUUGUAAAUCUUGUGGGGCGAUUAGCACAUGUGACCUUGCUUUCAGAACAGAAAGAAUCCUCUCUCGUUUUUGAUAAUUCUGUUUUCAGAAGGCUUCAGAUUCCAGAAGAAGUAAUCAGUUUUUGUCUUAAAACUGGUAUUUUGUCAAAGGAACGUGCCAUUGGCCUACGCUUGAGCACAAGGCAACACCUUUCAUUUUCUUUUGUCCAUAAGUCAAUGCAAGAGUUUCUAUGUGCAAUACAUAUAUAUCAGGAACUCAGGCGGACGUCGGAGCACGCGUUCAAAGAAUAUACUGUGGAUUCUUUAGAUGACAACAUAAAAUAUCUGAGUGGCUGCAAAACUGUAAAUAAUAUCCUAGAACAGUCAAAUAUCUUUACAUUUUCCUGUGGAUUUGACCCUUUUCUAGCUGUGCAUCUUUCUAAAUUUCUAUAUAACAUUGUCGUUGAAGACGAAGGGUUCAUUGACUUUCGUACAAAUAUAAAGUACGAGCCAUUUGAAAUAAGAGAUAUUUCAUCUCUACCAUUUUUCACUUUGAAUAGCCACGGCCAUAGUGCAGCGGUGUUAUCAAUGCAGAAUGUGUUGUUUUCAUUAAUUAAAGAAGCAAUUCAAUACGAAGAGAAACCUGAGCAAGAGCAAAUAGUUUUCCUAGCUGAUGUGGCAUAUAAAAAGAUGGUCACUGGUGACACUGAAUUGAUAAAAUAUAUAAAACCGGAAUUUGUAUUGUCCUUGAGCAUUGAUAUUGCAGGCCUGGAUUUACCUACAACUCUCCUUGAGUUUUUGAAUGAUCCUUGUCUUGGUCAAAAUAUAUCAGCAUUAAAGAUUGACUUUUCGCCUAUCUUAGGUUUUCAGUUCACAGAUGCAUCUUACAUCAUUUUAUCAAGAUUAGUGCAGAGGAGCGUAUUUACUUUAAGAUCGCUAUAUGUUCAGACAACUCCAGGGUCAAUGGACUUCUUUCCGACGCGCAUUUUUAUAGGUAAUGUUAUUCAGUUACUACCUGACAUGAAAAAGCUUGUUUCGAUUAAGCUCGAAAAUAUACAAUUAUCUUUUGCGAAUAUAAUGAAUCUGUGUAGAAUCCUUAACGAUGCUACUUAUCUACGCCAGAUUUCUUUACGUAAGAUAACUGACAACCCUGACGAUGAUAUUAUUUAUCCAGACUCACCAUACAUUGAUCUUUCAAAUCAUCACCAACUUCAAGUUCUGGAUCAUGACUUUCAAGCAAUUGGAAUGAAUCAUUUUAAUGUUGUCAAUCUUGAAACGUGUGCAUUGUGCAUGCCCAAUUAUUAUAUUUUGAAAUCUGUAUUUCGUGUGUUAAAACGAUCGCGAAAACUUAAACAUGCACAUUUUUUGGGAAACUGGUUUAAUGUAGAAGGAAAGGCAGUUAAUGUCACGAAGCAGAUAAAAGACCUCUUACCCUCAUUGAAGUACUUAAAUUCUCUAGAAUUAGACACAUUUCAGUUCAGUGAAAAUAUUAUAGAUUCACCGUUUGAAAUGCAGAGGCUGAGAAAGAUAACGUUAACAAAAAUAGUAAUGUAUGAGGAUGCAUGGGACCAUUUUCUUGACAGCGUUUUAUUGUUGCCUCGUAACGUGCAAAUUGUGAUACGGGACGCGUCAUUAAACAUCCAAGAAGAAAUGUCGACAACUCUUUUCAAAAGACGACACCAAUUACAUAACUUUGAAAGCGUAGACAGGUACGCAAGGUUUUCAACAAAACGUACAGAUGUAUAAUACUUUAGCAGAAUAUAAGGAAGCGCAUUGUAUCUUAUAAGCUACUGUGAUAAAAGAAUGACUAGAAGACGUCAAAUAUGAGUGAAAAAAACCGCCAGAAAAAUGCUCACUAUACAUAUGAUAAAAACGGGAGAAGAAUAUGAUUUUAUGACUAAUUUGAACAACAUUUACAGUUCAAAUAAAUUAAUCAUGUUCUUAUACAUUUUAAUAAUUUGUGCAUCAUUUUACUUUUAAUAUAUACGAGUAAACAAAUGUGAUAAAGCUAUGUAAUCAACUUUCUCAUUUGCGUUUAUUUCAUGCAACGUUUUAUAUGUUUAUGGAAUAAUUCUCGUUGAACAUGUACAAAUUCGAUUUAUUUUGCUACGUGCCAAGUCUAAAUAGCCAGCCUGCUUAGCUCAAAAGGGCGAGCACAGAUCUUAGAAUCGUAGAAUCGUGAGUUUGAUACUCGGGCGAGGCGCAUAUUCUCCAGGAGAUCCAUAACAAUGAGUAGUGCUUGAAACGAUAUUCAAGAAGGAGACUACUGCCAUGCGUUGUAAGUCAUUAAGAAAUAGUUUUCGCGUGAUUUGGCUAGGUAUGAAUAAGAGGGCCUCGUACUCAGACACUUCGUUGCAUUUAGAAAUAAUGUUCCGACGAAAGCAAAAUUGUUUCAGUAGAAUGGAAGAUUUGAUAGUAACAGGUAGAAUAUCGCGGACGACACGAAAACUUCCGGUCAAGUCUCGAAAAUUAACGAACUCAUUUAUAACGGUCCUUGCAUAGUUUCAUCUUAUCAAUACCACUGGACUGAACAGCUUUUGUUUCUUUGACGAAAGGUACAGAAAAUCCCAUUAAUGUUAAGAAAGGUUGAAUCAUAAUUAUUUACAGACCUUGUCGAUUUUGUUUGAUAUUCCGGCGCCAUAAUGACGUUUUGACUCGGUAUGUGGUAAGCGAUAUGUGGUAUGGCUGUUGCUAUUGACACAAUAAAUAAAUUGCAUGUAUGCUCUGAAAUAUUAUAAUGUGAUUGUUAGCACUUUAAUUGUUCUAGUUUACUAUCUUUCGAAAUUUCAGCAAUCUAGUUUCAGCGCACUAUUUCAUGUACUUUUAUUUUCUUCAAAUACUUGAUUCUUUUCAUAUAACUUCUAUAUUACUUGCCGGGUAUAUUGUGUAGUUCGAAAUUUGUUCUCAUAAUAUGUCAAAUAAAAAAUAUGAGUUAUGUAAUUGCCUUUCAAUGCAAUAUACUAGUAUCUACAUGUAAAACGCUGAUAAUAAAGGGAAAUAAAUCUAAUUAUAGUGUUACACAAUUAUUUGCAUUUUCUGAUAAAAAUUUGGUAUUUCUAUUUACACUUUUAGUAUAAAGGGAUAUUACCAUGAUUCCGAGACAAUAUUUAGUGGGUCUGGAUGACAAUCUGUGUGUUGCGGAAUUAGGUGUAAUGUAGUGGGAG
Molecule: messenger RNA, 5740 nt
Organism: Mercenaria mercenaria
Lineage: Eukaryota; Metazoa; Mollusca; Bivalvia; Venerida; Veneridae
Exons: 6
Coding region: 279-4322 (1347 amino acids)
Source: RefSeq, a predicted model, not a curated record